AUGGAUUGGUUUCACUGCAACCUGUGUUUCCGAAAAGAUGGGGCCCAUUUCUUUGUCACCAGCUGUGGCCAUAUUUUCUGUAAAAAGUGUGUGACUCUGGAAAAAUGUGCUGUUUGUGGAACUGCUUGCAAGUAUCUGGCUCUUUCUGAUAAUCUGAAACCUCAGGAGAAGAUGUACUUCAAAAGCCCUGUGGAGACAGCUUUGCAGUAUUUUAGUCACAUCUCUCAGGUGUGGAGUUUCCAGAAGAAGCAAACAGAUCUCCUCAUCGCAUUUUAUAAGCAUAGAAUUACCAAGUUAGAAGCAGCCACGCAGGAGGCACAGCAAAUACUGACUAACCAGGACAAAGAGCUGUCAGUCUUAAGGAAAGAGAAUGGAGAAUUGAAGAAAUUGCUAGCCAUCCUAAAGGAAUCUCCAAGUUGGUACCAAGGAAGCAGGUCAACCACACCUCGACCAGUGGGCAUUACUUCUCCAUCACAGUCAGUUACUCCACGACCCAGUUCUCAGCAUAGCAGCCAAGUGGUCAGUCGGUCCUUCUCAGUGGAGUCUAUCCCUUAUAGAGUGGCUGGCUUUAGUAACUUGGGACAGGGAGUCAGAGCACUGCAGGGAAGGAGCACUCCAAGAGACUCUUUUACUGAAACCCCUUCACCAGCUUCCACUCACAGCCUAUCUUAUAGACCUUCAUCUGCCUCCUCCAGACAGGGGAUUUUUUCUUUCAGACCAUCCCUAAGUGGUGGGGAUUCAGGUCAAACAGGAGUCCUCACCCCCAAUAAUUCAGGUCAGAGGGAGAGCAGAACCACACUAGAGGGUCUUCCUGGUUUCCAGCUACCAGCCCUACAGAAUCUCUACCAACAGAGGCAGAUGGGAUUAGCCAGGGGGAGAGAAGCAUGGAACACUCCCAGAUAGACCAUCUUCAAGAUCUGAUCUAUACAUACUGCUGAAGGACGGACGGUAGCAUCUCAUACUCAUUUAGGUGUGAUGGCCUUGGAAAAUGUACCCCUACCUUGUUUCCUGGUUUCACUCUGUACCUUCUCUCUAUCUUAACCCUAUACACCCUGUAUUACUUCCUAUGAAAAUGGUCAGGUCAGAGCUUCAGGAAGAUGUUUCUAUCUCUCCCACAAGAUACAGAUAGCUCCCUUAUUUCCUGCAACUUGAAACAAGGUUAUUAUAACAAUUCUUGGCAUCAUUGGGGGUGGGGGGGUCGGGUGAUAUACUUAUUAACCACGUUUUAUUUCUGGAUUUCACUUUUUAGCUUUGGAUAUAUUCUCCCACUGCUGAUGUUAACAAGCCACAACACUGUUCCUUGCCCUAAUUUAUUAUACUUUUUCUAUUUGCCUAUUGUUUCCUCUGUGCCUAGUUACUAUUAAAUACGUUGAUUUUCCUUUCUGUUUGGUAACGGUUGGAGACACAGGCUUACUAAAGUACACAGAUAGUGAAAUAAAGAGGAUGUCCUUUUAUUGCUACUGCAACUCUAUUGGUAUUACAAGCUCUCAAAUGGUGGAAUGGGCAAAGAACACUACCACUGAGAUCAAACAUUUAUUCUUCUUUGGGUACUAAGGGGUAGAAAUGAGGGAUUAAAUGGGUAGGCCACUGGCAGGCAUACCUUAAGCAAAAAUAUUGGAAAAAUGUAAAGAUAGCAUCUGCCAGAAAUAAAUUUGGUCUUGGGAAUGACCUUGUAGCUGAAUAGGAUCCCACUACCCUUUCUGAAACUGAAUUUAUUUUAAAGGCAUUUCUAAACUCCCUCUCUUCUGAGCAAGAGCCUGUGCUGUAGCAGGUGCAGAAGAAGUCUGCCUAGUGAUAGAUACUGAUCUACUAACUUUUCAAGUUUUUGUUCUUUUACUUUACCUCAGUAUAUCCUGCCGCUUCAAAAAUAAAUAAAAAGUGGGCUUCCCUGGUGGCGCAGUGGUUGAGAGUCCACCUGCCGAUGCAGGGGACGCGGGUUCGUGCCCCGGUCCGGGAGGAUCCCACGUGCCGCGGAGCGGCUGGGUCCGUGAGCCAUGGCCGCUGAGCCUGCGCGUCCGGAGCCUGUGCUCCGCAGCGGGAGAGGCCACAGCAGUGAGAGGCCCGCGUAUCACAAAAAAAAAAAAAAAGUAUACUAAAUCAGAAAGUUAAUGGAUUUGGCUCCAUUAAUCUCUAAACCAUAGAAGUAGCAAAGUGGAGGUGAGAGAAACAAUUUUAUUUUUGGCCUUUUUAUUAUUAUUCUAGCAAUUUGGGGCUUCCACUCUUUUAUUUCUAGAUGGUUAACCCACUGAUACCUUUAUAUCUGACCCCAACUGAUGAAAACCAUUCUAAAACAUCAAUUAAUUCAGUUAAGGACCAUGGUCCCUCUGUCUCCAAGACAGAUCGUAUAAAGUGAGGGAAAAGUCUCUUUUCUGGACACAUUAAACCAACACCAAAAAGAUUAAAAAAAUCAGUCUCUGAAAAAAAAAAAAAAAUCAGUCUCUGUCAAGCUAGGCAGGAGGGACUGUCAGGUUUGUAAAACCAAACCUGGAACCUACCUGCACUGUCCUUCCGAACAGUAGAAACCAUUCCCUCUCCUCUCUACCCUUCUGUAAUUCUAAUUCUACUUUUUUUAAAGGACAUCUCCCCUAAUUCCCACCUCCAAUAAAUAUCCAGUCUAAAUUAUUCUUCACCCAAUUAUUAAACUUUUUCACAAGCUCCGGGGGGAAGAUUUACCCUGAGACAAAUAGUGAACAGAAUGGGGGUUUUAGAAAGAUAAUAAGGUACAAGGCAUAGUGGUCCAGUAUUAGAAAUGAAAACAUUCUGCUCCCUGUGUGACUCAAUAAAGCAGCAGGAAAACAUAUAAAGUCAAGCUGGUAUAAGGAAGAGGAAAUAUUUGUCAUUGACUGGGACAUACUGAGAUUCUUGGCUGCAUUAUGUGUGGACUUGUGCUCAGAGAGAAAAGAAGGGGGUGCAAGGCAGCCUUAUAUUCCAAGGAAAAUGGUGGAGUGGGACUGGGGGAUGUACUGGAAUCUUUGCUCCUCCUUUCUAGUCCUCCAUAGAUGUAGGCCAAAGCCUGGCCUCUCUGUAGUACACUAAGGGGAAAGAACAGCCGAUACGAGGAGAGCAAGAGCCUUUUCCCGGCCCCAUAGUUUGGACCAGACGCAUAGCACUCUUCUCAUUGAGGCUGGAGGCCUGGAUUUCUGCCCAUCCAAUCCCCACCU
Messenger RNA from Physeter macrocephalus (sperm whale), 3161 nucleotides. RefSeq names its product ring finger protein 212B (gene RNF212B). Gene Ontology annotation, biological process: reciprocal meiotic recombination; homologous chromosome pairing at meiosis; protein sumoylation. Gene Ontology annotation, cellular component: synaptonemal complex. The transcript is spliced from 14 exons. The coding region runs from base 1 to 903 and encodes 300 amino acids. The record is from RefSeq and is a predicted model, not a curated record. Lineage: Eukaryota; Metazoa; Chordata; Mammalia; Artiodactyla; Physeteridae. Gene Ontology annotation, molecular function: SUMO transferase activity.